AUGUGGCGGUACAAAAGCCUCAAGCGUUCACCGCCUCAAGGAUCUGAUCUCGAUGACUUUCUCAAGAUCGUUUGGUUGGCUAUCAAAGAGAACAAGGGCAGGCUUUGGACUAAGAACUUCUUUGACUCGGUCAAGCCAUCUGUUCUUGCUGAGAAGGGCAAGGCAGCUUCCUGGGAUAGUCAGGCAGUCGAACAUGCUCGCAGAACCCUCUCCGCGUGCCAGAUCUUUCUCUACCAGCCAUUAUUCUACCUCAAUAACGGCGGUGUUGGCACCGUUUUAUCUAAUCAAGGAGCGUCGAUGACUACUAAAGGUGCACCCAACGAUCUGAUUCACAACUUUAAUCCACUCACACUGAUGGUCUUCGCGCCCAUCAUGUCGUUUGUUCUAUACCCCCUCUUGAACAGAUACCACAUCAAGUUUGGCCCCAUUAGUCGCAUGACUGUCGGCUACACCUCCGCCAUCAUCGGAAGCAUUGUCGGUGCAAUUAUCCAGUGGAGGGUCUAUAAAACCUCACCUUGCGGAUACCAGGCUUCAACAUGCGAUAGUGUAUCCCCGGUUUCUAUCUGGUGGCAGCUGCCAACCGUUAUGCUGGGGGCUAUUGGUGAGCUCUUUACCGUAGUCACGGCAUACGAGAUGGCAUAUGCAAGGGCGCCUGAGGGUAUGAAGUCUACUGUUGUUGCCAUCAACUUGGCUAUGCAGGCUCUGUCUUCGGCGUUGGCUCAGAUCUUGAUUCCUUCGAUCAAAGAUCCCAAUCUUAUCUGGGCGUGGGCUGCUCCUGGAAUUGCUCUCCUCGUCCAGACCAUCAUCUUUUGGGUUCGACAUCACCAUGUGAAUGAUGAGAAGUUCCUGCUACGUGAGUCUUUUGAAGAAGGUGAAUUCUCAGUUGCGGAAAAGAAAUAG
Fusarium musae is the source of this 900-nucleotide messenger RNA. RefSeq lists its product as uncharacterized. NCBI's taxonomy places the organism in Eukaryota, Fungi, Ascomycota, Sordariomycetes, Hypocreales, Nectriaceae. The record is from RefSeq and is a predicted model, not a curated record. Gene Ontology annotation, biological process: transmembrane transport. Gene Ontology annotation, molecular function: dipeptide transmembrane transporter activity. The transcript has 2 exons. Gene Ontology annotation, cellular component: membrane. Bases 1 to 900 code for a protein of 299 amino acids.